Hyalella azteca is the source of this 1355-nucleotide messenger RNA. Its product is annotated as glycine N-methyltransferase. The record is from RefSeq and is a predicted model, not a curated record. Gene Ontology annotation, biological process: one-carbon metabolic process; protein homotetramerization; regulation of gluconeogenesis. The transcript has 7 exons. Gene Ontology annotation, molecular function: glycine N-methyltransferase activity; identical protein binding; S-adenosyl-L-methionine binding. Lineage: Eukaryota; Metazoa; Arthropoda; Malacostraca; Amphipoda; Hyalellidae. Gene Ontology annotation, cellular component: cytosol. Bases 8 to 928 code for a protein of 306 amino acids.
UCCUGAAAUGUCCGACAACCGCAUUUAUCGUACCCGGUCACUUGGCAUCCCUGCAGCAGGCCUCAAAGAUCAGUACUCUGAUGGAACUGCUGCCCACCUCUGGGAGCUCUACAUUGGGGACAAGAGCCAACGCACAGCUGUCUACAGAAAGUUCAUCACAGACCAGCUAAAGGCACGCAAUUGCAUUACAGUGCUGGAUGUUGCUUGCGGCACAGGGAUUGACUCAGUGAUGCUGCUGGAGGAAGGCUUCAGGCUGACGAGCGUCGACCUCUCCGACAAGAUGCUCAAGUAUGCGCUCAAGACGCGCUGGAAACGCAGGAAGGAACCUGCCUUUGAUGCCUGGGAAAUCGAGGAGGCUAACUGGAUGACGCUCACGGAAGACAUAUACGGAGAGGAGCAGUUCGACGCAGUCAUCUGCCUCGGCAACUCCUUCGCCCAUCUGCCUAAUAAGGAACUCGACUUCGCUAACCAGAGGUUGGCAUUGAGCAACUUCUGCGCGAUGGUGAAGCCUGGGGGUGUGCUGCUCAUCGACCACAAGAACUACGACGACAUCCUCGAGCGCGGAACAUCGCCCACUCACAACAUCUACUACAACGGUGAGCACUUGGAGUCGAUCAUCACAUCAGUGGUGGUGACGGAGGGAACGCCUGUGCUGGUGACGCUAGACUACGUCAUAAAACUCGACGGUGACAAAGAUCUCAGAGACGACACCGACUCUGAGCGGGCCAAGCGUGGCAGGCUUCAGAAAGUUACGCAAAACAAGUUCCGUCUCUCGUGCUUCCCUCACCGUCUGGACUCCUUUACUUCGCUGCUGAAGGAGACCUUUGGGCCCGAGGCUCAACACAGCGUCUACGGGGACUUUCAGCCUCUUGGGCACAUUCCUAGUCCUGUCUUUUAUAUCCAUCUUAUAGAGAAACCUGCCCGCUAGGAUAUUGUCAAUUGUUUCAGUUAUGCCUAGGGAAAUGACAUUAGAUGUAGAGCAGGAAUUUCACAGCCUCAUUAUACGAGCGUAUGAUCGUGUUCAAAUUCAUCGAUAAUAUUUUAAAUACCCUAUUCACCGAAUAAUGUUAAGAUAAUACCGAGAAAGCGGGAUUUGAAAAUUAUCCCAAAGUUUAACGCCAUGAGGCGAUCUUUGCAAACAAAUCAACAGGAUCUAGACAUUAAAGAAAAAGUUUAUGAAAUAGCUACCAGUUGAAUGUUAGGGUAGUGGUGUUGAAGAGUGUUCUGAACUGUAUUGACCAGACAUUAUCAUGUAAAAUUAUCAUGUGUGCAUUACUCAAUAUUUGUUGUGAUUUGACACUAUUGAAUUCAUAAUAAUAAAAGUGUGGGCUUGAUUCUUAUAUUUGUGUCAUUUC